AUGACCAUUCGAAAGAAGAAAGAAAAUAAUACGAUGACGACAGCGAGUUGGAGUUACAAAAACUCAUUUUUUGCAUUCAAUCCAUCAUACGGAUUUCAACUGACGGACAAGAAAAACCGUCGCCAAAAUACUUCUUCAACGACUAUAACGACGAGCUCCGGUGGAGGAGCAAGAUCCAAUUCUUCCGGAGCUACAGUAAUCAGUGAUUGCUCAUCCAGUGAUGUCAGUCACUUGGAACAUUUUCCCGAUCGGUGA
Molecule: messenger RNA, 255 nt
Organism: Caenorhabditis briggsae
Lineage: Eukaryota; Metazoa; Nematoda; Chromadorea; Rhabditida; Rhabditidae
Exons: 3
Coding region: 1-255 (84 amino acids)
Source: RefSeq, a predicted model, not a curated record